Molecule: messenger RNA, 1205 nt
Organism: Eimeria acervulina
Lineage: Eukaryota; Apicomplexa; Conoidasida; Eucoccidiorida; Eimeriidae
Product: ATPase, AAA family domain-containing protein, putative
Exons: 1
Source: RefSeq, a predicted model, not a curated record
AUGGAUGGUUAUGAGGAGAAUAUAGAUGACCUCAUUGCAGAGGCAGAACAAUUCGAGGGCCCCUCUUCUUCUUCUUUAGGGGGGCCCCCAAUAGGGGCCCCCCUUUCUAUGAAUUCUGCUAGGGGCCCCCCUCCUUAUAGGGGGCCCCCUACUGGGGGCCCCCCUUCUUAUAGGGGGCCCCCCACUGGGGGCCCCCCUACUUCUAGGGGGCCCCCUACUGGGGGCCCCCCUUCUUUUAGGGGGCCCCCCAGUGCAGCAGCAGCAGGAGCAGCAGCAGCAGCAAAUAGUAUUUCUUUAUUAGAAGACGAUAGUCUGUUAGAUGCUUCUCAAUCAAAUUGUCUGUCCUUAGAAGAAGAGAUGAGAGAACUACAAUCGCAGAACUGCAGCCAAUGGGGGCCCCCAGAGAUGCAUGCAGCAGAGGGGGGGCCCCCUUGGGGGCCCCCUACAGCAGCAGAUGCUGCAGCAAAUGAACUCGGCUGCAGCAAACGGAGACUCAGCAGCACAAAGAGAGGAGACGAGUUAAACGGGCUUUAUUCUGCUGCUGCUAGCCCUCUAACUGCUGCUUCCCUCCGCAAGCGCAGGAAGCAGCAGCAGCAGCAGCAGCAGCAGCAAGAGCAGCAGCAGGAGACAGCAGCAGCAGCAGGAGAUGAAGAGGAAGACAAACUCCUUGCUGAAGCAGCAGCAGCACUGAGGCCUCCUGUCCCCUUCUUCGAUAUUAGUCAUUUACCUUAUUUCUCGCUGCUGCCCCCCAGCAGCAGCAGCAGCAGCAGCAGCAGCAGCAGGGCGCAGCCUGCUACAAGAGAAGAAGCAGCUAAGAUUGCUUCUUCUUUGUCUCAAGAAUAUAACAAUGGGAAGGGGGGCCCCUCAUCAUUAUAUCUUCGAAGCUGCCUAUACACUGCAAAUACGCGCUGCAACCUCCCUGCUGCAGUAUUACAAAAAGCAGCAGCAGCAGCAGCAGCAGCAAGUGAGAACGAGCAGCAGCAGCAGCAGCAGCAGCAACAGCCAAGCCGCGCUGCUGCUGCAGUAGCAGAAGGAGCUGUUAGAGUGCUGCCUCUCUGUGCUGCUGGGGGGGAGACUGUGGGGCCCCCGGUGUAUGUACAGCUGCUGUCAAAGGAGGAGCAGCAGCAGAGGCUUGCUGCUGCACUCGCUGCAGCAAGAGACACCACCUACUGCAGCAGGCGGAGACCCAUGGAGGAAGUUCUUAG